Molecule: messenger RNA, 468 nt
Organism: Lobosporangium transversale
Lineage: Eukaryota; Fungi; Mortierellomycota; Mortierellomycetes; Mortierellales; Mortierellaceae
Exons: 4
Coding region: 1-468 (155 amino acids)
Biological process (GO): telomere maintenance via recombination; tRNA threonylcarbamoyladenosine modification
Cellular component (GO): nucleus; EKC/KEOPS complex; cytosol
Source: RefSeq, a predicted model, not a curated record
AUGUCAACAGAUAAAUUCGUCUCGGGAGGUGGAUUGAGUACUCAAUCCCCCAGUUCAGAAACCAUUUAUAAUCUCUCAUCUACUAAAAACGCCGCAGAAUCUCUGAAACGCUUUGGAAUCAAUGAAGACACAACGUCCUUAAUAGCAGUCAAGGUUGGUGGCGACCCCAACGAGGCUUUGGAGGAUAUGUCCAAGACAGUGGACGGAAUUCUGACCUCAUUUCCAAAACUAUAUCAAGAGAAGGGGGCCCUCGGAGCCACGAUAUUUAUUUCUUUAAACAAAAUGACCGGGUUUGAGGGCAUCAGACAAAUGGCUCAUAGUGCUAACAACAUGUGUAUUCAAGAUGCGGUUGGGUUGUGUGCUGCCAGCAGAAAGCUUAUGAUGCGACGCGGAGCUACAAGCAGGCAUCUUUCUUAUCUGGUCGCAUAUGAGGCAUUUAUCUUUGGUAACACUACUCAGCGCUCCUAA